AGGCUCAUAUAUCUUGUUCUUGUUUCUCAUCUCCUGGUUGGAAUCUUCAACCUCUUGAGUAGGCGUUUCGAGGAAGACUUUCGUUACUUUCCCCUCGAACUACGCGGCUCUUGAUACCUUGUCGGUCACUCGCUUUCCCAAGGUUUGCCAAUCGUUAUAAUCCCUUCUGAAGAACCUUCAUCGCACCAAGAGUUGAAAGAGCACACAACUCGAAACCCUUAAUCAUAAUGAAGGCAUCUUCUCUUCUGGUGCUCCUCGCGGGCACUGCCUUUGCCGGUGCUGUCGACAAACGCCACUGGAAACCAGAAACCACACCAUGUGAUGAUGACAAGCCUACUUCGACUCCUCAACCUCACUCUCAAUGGCCUGGAACUGGUGGUUGGCAACCAUCCUCUCAACCCUGGGGUCCUCCUCAGUCAUCAGGUCCCAGCGAGAGCAACACUGUGGUUCCUGUGACUUCGCUUCCUUGGUCUCCUUCAUCCGUCUCUCAGCCUGCUGGUCCAACAACAGUAGCUUCUUCUGCUCCUGGUGUUCCAAGCAAUCCAGUUACUACCAAGACCUCGACUUAUACCACCACAACCUGCCCAGUUGGCACGACUACGUUCACAUCCGGCGCUAGCACCAUUACUGCAGUCACCACUGGAACGACUACUAUUGUUGUCACAGACACCGUUACAUGCACAAAGGACGUCUGCCACCCACACACUCCUACUCCGGUGACUGUCUGGACUGAGACCUUCUCUACUGUCACUCGUACAUACACCACGACCACAUGCCCAGUCGGCACGACUACAUUCACAUCUGGCUCUGCCACCGUCACUGCAGUCACCACUGGAACUAGCACAAUUGUCGUUACAGACACUGUGACUUGCACCAAGGAUAUCUGCCAUCCUCACACUCCUACCGCAACCCCCAGCGUAACUCUUCCUAGUGUUGCAAUCACUUCUGUCACUGGAACGACCGUCGUUACUGGGGGCUUUAGUUCUAGCACUCCUGCAAUUCCUGGUGUUUCUAGCACCCCCGGAGUUCCUGACGUCUCAAGCACUCCUGGAUUCCCCGGUGGUUCUAGCACUCCUGCAGUUCCUGGUGUCUCAAGUACUCCUGGAUUCCCCGGUGGUUCUAGCACUUCUGGAUUUCCCGGUGUCUCCUCCACUGCUACCGGUGUUUCUCCUACCACCGUUCCUGGCGGCUCCAGCGGUUCCAGCAGCGUCCCUCAGCGUCCCAGCACCACCCCAUGCACUUCCGGCUCUGUGACAGUGGUUCCUGGUGGAUCUUCAUCUGUUCCUGGUAUUAGCUCUGCACCUGCAACAACUGCCUCGGAAGGUAUCACUACCAAGACUAUCACUUAUACGACAACUACCUGCCCAGUUGGAAGCACCACUUUCACUUCUGGAAGUAGCACCAUUACUUCUGUGACAACUGGUACUAGCACUAUUGUCGUGACAGCCACAGUGACCUGCACCAAAGAGGUCUGCCAACCGCACACACCCACUCCUACCAGCGUUGGUCCUACCAGCGUUGGUCCUACCACUGUCCCUGUUGUAACUGGCUCUGUGACCCCAACCGGACCAAGCCCUAGCUCAGUCGGACCUACCACUGUUGCUCCUUCCGGCCCAGCAUCCGAAACUGUGACAACCAAGACUAUCACCUUUGUGACCACGACUUGCCCUGUUGGAACUGCCACGAUCACCUCUGGCUCCAGCACUAUCACUUCGGUCACAACUGGCACUAGCAGCAUCACUGUCACCCAGACUGUCACUUGCACGAAGGACGUUUGCCAUCCACACACUGCUACUUCCACCAUCCCUGGUGAGACCAGCCCAGUUACUGUUCCUGGUACUACUCCCACCUCAGUCGGCCCUACUUCCGUUGCUCCUUCGUCCGCUCCUGGCACCGGUACAGUCCCCGCUGGCACUGAGACCUCGCCCGCUUCUGGUUCUGGAUCUACUACUGUUUCCGUACCCGCUGGCACUCAGACCUCGUCCGCUCCUGGCACCGGUACAGUCCCCGCUGGCACUGAGACCUCGCCCGCUUCUGGUUCUGGAUCUACUACUGUUUCCGUACCCGCUGGCACUCAGACCUCGCCCGCUCCUGGCUCUGGAUCUACUACUGUUUCUGUCCCCGGAUCUGUAACAGUUCCAACCUCGGUUGGACCUACGACUGUGGCGCCUUCUGGACCAGCAUCCGAGUCUGUUACCACGAAGACUAUUACCUUCCUCACAACCACCUGCCCAGUUGGAACCACUACUUUCACAUCUGGAUCAAGCACCAUUACUUCUGUGACCACCGGAACAAGCAGCAUUACCGUUACUCAAACCGUCACUUGCACCAAAGAGGUUUGCCAGCCGCACACAGCCACAACUGGUGUUCCAACCACUAUUAUCCCUACCUCUGUAGCCCCCACGACUGUUGUCCCUGGAACCAGCGUUCCUGGUGAAACUACCGUACCUGCUGGACCAACAGUUCCUGCUUCUACCAUUACUGUUAGCCCCAUCCCAGUACCAUCUUCUGCAGGUGCAACUGGUGUGACAUCAGUUCCUGAAUCUGUGGUUACCAAGACCUUAACUUAUACUACCACUACUUGCCCAGUUCACACCACAACUUUCACCUCUGGCUCUAGCACAAUCACCCAGCCAGUUACUGAGACCAGCUCCAUUGUCGUGACACAGACUGUUACCUGCACUAAGGAUGUUUGCCAGCCACACACCUCGGUCACUCCGACAACGGCAACUCCUACCCCUGUUCUCGUUACCUACACUUACACCACGACUACUUGCCCUGUCACCUACGCAGCCACAACAAGCGGAUCGUCUACCUUCACCAUCCCCGUGACCGGAACAAGCACUAUCACUGUUACUGCAGUGAGCACCUCAACCCCUCCGGUGGUUGUUCCUGGUACUACAAUCGUCCCGGUUGUUCCCGUUGGUGGAACCACUUCCGUGGUUCCAGUUCCUGGCGGUGAAUCCACUGUUGUCGUUCCAGUCCCAACUUCCAUCUCACCCGAAGCUGUGAGCACUGUUGUUCCUCCUUACCCCGUUGGAGCAUCAACCAGUUCCGCACCGGCUGGUCCUACAGCACCAGCAUCAGCUGCUCCAACCUUCACUCCUUCUCCCUUCUCUAAGCCUGGUGCAACAACCACUAAACCCAGCAGCCCUCUCUACACCGGUGCCGCCUCAGCUGUCAAGGUUGGUAAGGCCGGCGUAUUAGCUGGUGCCAUCGCUAUCUUGGCCUUGAUUUAAACUGGAGUCGUCAUGACUUCAUUUUCUCUUCUACAAAAUGUUACAUACAACGUUACUCUGCCUUCGUUUCUUUUUUAAACAUCUUUUUACGCUUAGAGUAGCGAUUGGUUACGCUAUUGUCUAAUAUCUAUUCUCACUUCUAAACAUGGCAGGUAUGGUUGUUUUGUACGCUGUUCUUGGAAAGCUGUGUUCCAGCAUUCAUAAGUAACACUCAUUACAACUUCAGUUUAGAAGCUUCCUUUUUCUGCGGUCUUAUAUGAUCGAAAAACUUGUCACCUUCGAACCUGUACAAUCCCUAGAACCUUCGAGUUUCGUUUAUGUCUAUGAUAUUGACUAUGUUUGUGCUAGCUUUAUGCAUAAAUAAAUGAUUUAACAUUAUUGCUUAUUCAUUGUAACUCAUAAUUCGUAUCUAUUAAUAUUCGUCAACAGUCACCAACCAUUGCUAGACUGCCGCUCCAAAGCAAGCAUGAGCAGGAUUUCUGUAAUCUAGAAGUGGAUCCUCCAUUCAUGAAUGUUGAAGUCUGAUUAGGGCAACCCAACAACCUCAUAAUUCCAAUUACACAUCGACGAAUCCGAACCCUCACUCAAAACAUUCUUCGUCCCAUUCGCCGACGCAACAAUAUCCCCCGUACUAUCCAAGACUUGAAUAUAUUGACCGCCACCAGCCUGCAGACCAGGCACAGACUCAUAAUUGAGUCCCUCAACCCCAGAAAAUGUACCGAUGAGUUGAUUGUUACUAUACACCUCGAUCGUAUACGGAGAAGAAGACGACGGUAAAAUCACGGCAAAAUUAAUCGCAUCCCGAGCCUGCUGAUAAUUCGUAAUUGUGCUCGAGCAACUCGCGCUCGUGAGUAAGGUGCGAUACCAAAUCGCUCCCUCCGGAUUCCCGCUCUCACUCACCAUGGACGAAACCUCCGUCGCACCAUUCUUAAACGCCGUAAUAAAAGGCUUGAUGACUUUCUGCCAACCGGUAUGAUCGAACCCAUUUGCAUAAUCAUCUUCAUUCGUGCCUGCGAUUUGCUCGGGCCAGAAGCUGCCGACGUAAUGCGAUUCGCCUGCAUCGUUCCAGGUGAUUACUUCGACGAAGUCGGGUUGUAGGGCUAGUAUCUGGGCCAUGCGUUCUGGUAAGUUUGUUUCGCCGAUGCGGUACCAGUCUUGU
Molecule: messenger RNA, 4398 nt
Organism: Talaromyces stipitatus ATCC 10500
Lineage: Eukaryota; Fungi; Ascomycota; Eurotiomycetes; Eurotiales; Trichocomaceae
Exons: 4
Coding region: 228-3239 (1003 amino acids)
Source: RefSeq, a predicted model, not a curated record